UCUCAUUCAAUUUUUCUAUUUCAGACACAAUGUCGGCUUCAGCAGGACACAGAAUGAAGCAGACACACGUUCUCAACUUCUUUCAGGACAAGAACAAUGAUUCCGCAUUGACUGUUCUGUCCAACGGAGUCAGGUUCCAUGUAAUCGUCGAAUCGAAACAACUCCAGUCCUCCACAGACCAAGACAGCAAGGCACUAGAAGAAUACUCAAGAUUGCUCAACGCGUUGAGCGACAAGGCCAGACAUCAGUCUCAAGGAUCUCGCCAAUUGUCCAAGGAUCCGGAAGCGGACUACGCAGAGGAAGAUCAAAAAAAGGAAGAUACACAAGAUACAUACUGCAUCUGCCGGGGACCCGAUAGAGGUUUCAUGAUCGGCUGCGACAGCUGCGAGGAAUGGUACCAUGGCGACUGCGUCGGCAUAACCCAAGAAGAAGGAGCCUCGAUCGACGAAUACACAUGUCCUCAAUGUGAAAAGGGCAACCGAAGUCCUACUGCUGCUUCUAGGGACAGCGGCAUCGUGCUCGAAGAUCACGACAAGGCAGAAGACGAUCCUGAGGAUGCACUACAAGCCUGGAUAUUGUCGCACCUGGAAGCUGAAGUCGAGAAACAUGCUCCAUCAAGGAGCGAAAUGCAAGUCACCAACGCUCACGAUUGGUACCACCCGUCAACACACUUCUAUUCUUUGCAAUGCAAUGACGGCAAAGUAACACCCACCGAACUGGAAGCGACUACGGAGCUCGAAAACAGAAUGCAAGACCUCCUACCAGCCGUCACCCUGCCAAAGUAUAUCCUCAACCUCGACGUCCCCUGGUUCAAAGCAUCAGAUUUGGAAGUUGUCGAAGACUCCGGCCCCGUACCCACACUAGUCCGCCACAAUGAUGACCACCACUUCCUCAAGGUCGUUGAUCCCACUCAACCCGGUCCUACGAAGCGUGAGCUCAAGAUCAUGAAAGACAUCGAGAGACUCGGCUUGCAAAAAGUGAUACGAGUACCCCAAGUUCAAGGUCUGGUAUCCUUCACAGAUGGCAAGACUGAGAUGAUGGGGUUCCUCCAAACACACAUCCCAGGCGCCGAGCCAUUGACUCAUCUUCUCGAUUCGGAUGUGCCACAAUCUAAACGCGAUCGCUGGGCUUCUGAGUCUGAAGAGAUGGUGAAUACUCUCCAUAAGCACAAUCUAGUAUGGGGCGAUGCCAAAGCGGAUAAUUUCAUGGUAGACAAGGACGAAAAACUCUGGAUCAUCGAUUUCGGAGGCAGUUACACAGAAGGAUGGGUGGAUGCAGAGUUGAACGAGACAGUAGAGGGUGAUGAUAUGGGGACAAGGAAGAUUGUGAACGCGCUGCAUGAUCCGGACGCCAACACGUUCGAUCUUGAUGACACUACGGUUGCCGAAGACAAGGGUGUCAAGCGUAAGCACUCGGAUGAAGCGGAUGAAGAAGAUGUCCAUACAGAGAAGAGGGCAAGGGUAGACUGAAGGGAGAUAUUUUGGUUGUUCAUUGCAUUACUAGCGUCCUCCAUUAGCAUC
Aureobasidium pullulans EXF-150 is the source of this 1520-nucleotide messenger RNA. RefSeq lists its product as uncharacterized. Gene Ontology annotation, biological process: protein phosphorylation; positive regulation of DNA-templated transcription. The transcript has a single exon. Gene Ontology annotation, cellular component: Set1C/COMPASS complex. Bases 30 to 1469 code for a protein of 479 amino acids. NCBI's taxonomy places the organism in Eukaryota, Fungi, Ascomycota, Dothideomycetes, Dothideales, Saccotheciaceae. The record is from RefSeq and is a predicted model, not a curated record. Gene Ontology annotation, molecular function: protein kinase activity; ATP binding.